AUGGAAGAUAACAAGAUUUACUUCACACCUGAAUCAGCCAUUAUUUUACAAGAAUUAAAACAAAAAAAAUUAUUGAAACCAAGAUUAUUAUCUUAAGAUAAUCCAAAAAUCAAUUUAAAGACUAUAAAAAUACCUUAGAGAAGCAGAUAAAUUUCUUUAACGAAAGAAUUAGAUUAUUAUGUGAAGCAGUCAAUGAAAGAAAAAAUGAAAGAGAAACAAAAACAGUUAAAUGAAGAACUUGAAUGCUUUAAAUAUUAGUAUAAGGAUAUCUUGCAAGAUAAUCCUUAUGUAAACAAUAAACUCAAAAAAAAUUUUUUUAAUUUGAAAUUUUCAGAUGAAUAGAGAGAAACAUAUGCAAUUCGGUUGGGAAGACUGGCAGUGAAACAUAAUCAACAAAUCAAAUAGAUGUAACGAAUAGUUGAUGACAUACAUAAAAAAUAUGAGGCUCAGAAUGAACAGUUAAAUUCAUAUAUGCCGAAAACAAUUGAGACAAUGGUUACGGAAAGUGAUUCCUAUAUCAAAACUAGUAAAAUCUACAAUCCAGAUUUAUUGGCAAAAUACUAAUAACUAAAAUACUAGCAUUUUUGGAAUAAAUUGCCUAAAACUUUAGCAAAUUGA
This is a messenger RNA of Paramecium tetraurelia, 618 nucleotides long. RefSeq lists its product as uncharacterized. The record is from RefSeq and is a predicted model, not a curated record. The transcript has 2 exons. NCBI's taxonomy places the organism in Eukaryota, Ciliophora, Oligohymenophorea, Peniculida, Parameciidae.